Messenger RNA from Liolophura sinensis, 2913 nucleotides. Its product is annotated as lon protease homolog 2, peroxisomal-like. Lineage: Eukaryota; Metazoa; Mollusca; Polyplacophora; Chitonida; Chitonidae. Gene Ontology annotation, molecular function: ATP hydrolysis activity; ATP binding; serine-type endopeptidase activity. The record is from RefSeq and is a predicted model, not a curated record. Gene Ontology annotation, biological process: protein catabolic process; protein quality control for misfolded or incompletely synthesized proteins.
AUGGCGUCCACGCUGACGAUUCCAAGGCGGCUGCCACUACUUUUAGUGGCAGAUAAUGUUCUUUUGCCCGGCUCGUCGAUGCGCAUCCCUGUCAGGAACAGGAGAAAUAUGAAUAUGGUGAAAAGUCGUUUGUUGGGCCGCAGUACCUUGAGCAGUACAGUUAUUGGGGUCAUACCAAAAGAACCAGGUGAAGAUGAGAGUGAAGACCUGACAGGAAUUCAUCCCAUAGGAACAGCUGCCGUUGUCGUUCAGGUGACGGGAACAAAUUGGCCUAAGCCAGCUUACACUCUCCUGGUGACUGGAUUGUGUCGGUUCAAAGUGGCUGACCUGUUGCAGGAAUCACCGUAUCCCGUGGCAACUGUCACUCAGCUAGACAAACUGCCUGGAGAGGAAUCAGACCAGUCUCUAAAGAGUGAUGAAGAGUUGGGUGUGUUGGCUGAAAACUUUCGAGAACAAGCAGCCAAACUUGUGGAGAUGCUGGAUAUUUCCAUUCCAGUUGUGGCAAAAUUAAAGAGGAUGUUGGAGAACCUACCUAGUGAGCACCUACCAGACCUGUGCGCUGCCAUUGUUAAGGCCUCCUUCACAGAGAAAGUUCAGGUACUGGAUGCGCUGGAUUUGACAGAGCGAUUCAGGAAGACGCUGCCUUUGUUGAUGAGGCAGAUUGAGGGACUUAAGCUUCUACAGAAAGCCCGCAAAGAGAACGUGGAAAUUGUGAGUCGCCGGGAAACUGGGCGACCAAUCAACAUGAAGAGGGUGUUCAGGAAACUGUCCAAUAAGGAUUUAGAAGAAGAAGUAGAUGAGGAGCAAGAUGAUAAUCUUGAUCUGGAACAAAAACUCAAAGCAGCACAGCUUCCUGAACAUGCUCACAAGCACGCCAUGAAGGAUCUGAAGCGACUCAAGCAGAUGAGCUCUCACAUGCCAGAGCAUGCUAUGUUAAGGAAUUACCUGGAGUUGAUGGCGGAGUUGCCAUGGUCCAAAAGCUCCAAGGAUACCCUGGAUAUUAUCCAAGCCAGAAAAGAUCUGGAUGAGGACCAUUAUGGGCUGGACAAACUGAAGAAGAGAGUGAUUGAAUACCUGGCUGUGCGACAGUUGAAGAACACCCUCAAGGGCCCCAUCCUCUGCUUCGUAGGUCCCCCAGGGGUAGGCAAGACCAGUGUGGGGAAGUCUAUCGCCAGGACACUGGGCAGGGAGUUCCACAGAAUAGCCCUGGGUGGGUGCUGUGACCAGUCAGACAUCCGCGGUCACAGAAGGACGUAUAUUGGGGCCCUUCCGGGGCGCAUCGUCCAGGGGCUGAAGAUCGUGGGUGUGAACAACCCUGUCUUCCUGCUAGAUGAAGUGGAUAAGCUGGGUAAGAGUUUCCAUGGCGACCCAGCAGCAGCCCUCUUAGAGGUCCUGGAUCCAGAGCAGAAUAACUCCUUCACAGAUCAUUACCUGAACACGCCCUUUGACCUGUCUCAGGUCAUGUUCAUCGCCACGGCAAACAACAUGGCCACGAUCCCAGCGGCACUAUUAGACAGGAUGGAGAUGAUCUACAUACCCGGUUACACGCAGGAAGAGAAAGUUCACAUCGCCUCUCGGUACCUGAUGCCCAAACAACUGCGGGAACACGGGCUGACGGAGGAACAGCUGCAAAUCCCAGACGAUACCAUCAAAUGCAUCGUGGCCCGGUAUACCCGUGAGGCCGGUGUCAGGACCCUGGAGAGACGGAUUGCCGCUGUGAGCAGGGCUGUAGCUGUCAAGGUAGCUGAGUCCAGAACCAAACAUGAUCCAGAGAAGCCGGUGACGCAGUCAAGCCCUGAGAAGAAGACUUUAGUGGAAGAUACUAGUCACAACACCCACAAUGUGUCUGAGCUAGCCCACCCUCCCGAGAUGCCCAUUGUCAUCGACGAGGCCGCCCUAGAGGACAUACUAGGGCCCCCUCAAUUUGACAGUGAGACAUCGGAGCGGCUGGGACAGCCGGGAGUGGCAAUGGGGCUUGCCUGGACGACCGUGGGUGGGGAGAUUAUGUUUGUGGAGGCGACCAGAAUGGAGGGGGAGGGCAAGUUAAUCUUGACCGGUCAGCUCGGAGAUGUCAUGAAGGAAUCUGCCAAUCUGGCCCUCAACUGGGUGCGCAGUAACGCCCAGCGGCUGGGUAUAGGCUCCACUAGUCACAUGCUAGAUGGUACAGACAUCCACAUCCACUUCCCCGCGGGUGCUGUCGGAAAAGACGGGCCCUCAGCCGGUGUAACCAUAGUAACAGUGCUUGUGUCACUGUUCACUCAACGCUGUGUUCGUUCCGACACGGCCAUGACAGGGGAGGUAACUCUCAGAGGCCUGGUCUUACCGGUUGGAGGAAUCAAAGAGAAAGUAUUAGCAGCUCACAGAGCAGGCAUCAGACGUAUCCUCCUGCCAAAGAGAAAUGCCAAGGAUUUGAAUGAAAUACCCAACAAUGUCAAGAACGACAUCUCCUUCAUUCUGGUAGGGAGGUUGGAGGAUGUACUUAAAGCUGCCUUUGAUGGAGGAUUCCCCUCGUUGGUGGAUAAUGUUUCUACUCCCAGCAAAUUGUGAGGUCUCUAUUCCCAGCAAAUUGUGAGGUCCUUACUCCCAGCAAAUUGUGAGGUUUCUACUCCCAGCAAAUUGUGAGGUCUCUAUUCCCAGCAAAUUGUGAGGUCUCUAUUCCCAGCAAAUUGUGAGGUCUCUAUUCCCAGCAAAUUGUGAGGUCUCGGACCCCCAGCAGAUUGUGAGGUCUCUACCAUCAACAAAUUUUGAGAUCCCUACCCCCAGCAGAUUGUGAGGUCUCUACCAUCAACAAAUUUUGAGGUUCCUACCCCCAGCAGAUUGUGAGGUCUCUACCCCCAGCAGAUUGUGAGGUCUCCACCAUCAACAAAUUUUGAGGUCCCUACCCCCAGCAGAUUGUGAGGUCUCUACCCCCAG